Molecule: messenger RNA, 1518 nt
Organism: Carica papaya (papaya)
Lineage: Eukaryota; Viridiplantae; Streptophyta; Magnoliopsida; Brassicales; Caricaceae
Source: RefSeq, a predicted model, not a curated record
AUGUCUUUUUUCAUCUUCUCUAUUGUUCUAGGCGUUCUCUCUUCGGCCUUCUUCUUGUUUUCUUUGAAAAGAUGGAAGUUUUUCGUAAGAAAGUCCGAAUUUUUACAACUUCCGACAGUUCCAGAGGUACCAGGUAUACCAUUGAUAGGAAACUUGCUACAGUUGAAAGAGAGAAAACCACACAAGACAUUCACCAAAUGGGCAGAGAUUUAUGGACCAAUAUAUUCCAUCAAGACCGGCGCUUCUAAACUCAUCGUUAUAAGUUCUAGCGACAUUGCGAAAGAGGCCAUGGUGACGAGGUUUGCGUCCAUAUCCACAAGGAAGCUACCAAGGGCAAUGAAAAUUGUUAGUAAUGACAAAGGCACACUUGCUACAAGUGACUACGAUGACUUCCACAGGAUGGCCAAGCGAUUUAUGAUGUCAACCCUUUUGAGUGCUAAUGCGCAGAAACGAUCUAGAUGGAAUAGAGAUACUUUGGUUGAGAACUUGUCAACCCAGUUGCAUGCACAUGCCAAGAGCUUCCCUGACCAGCCUAUAAAUUUUAAGAAACUAUUUCAGUCUGAGCUUUUUGGAUUCGCAAUGAGACAGGCUUUUGGGAGGGAUGUGGAAUCUGUUUAUGUGGAGGAGCUUGGAAGAAGUUUAUCAAGAAAAGAGAUACUGAAAGUUCUAGUUUUGGAUAUGAUGGAGGCUGGAAUCGAAGUGGAUUGGAGAGAUUUCUUCCCAUAUCUUAAAUGGCUUCCAAACAAGAGCUUCGAAAUUGAUAUCCAAGAAAAGAAUUUUCGCAGGUUUGCGGUGAUGAAUGCCCUUAUCAGAGAACACAAGGAAUUGACUGGUUCAGGAGAGCAGGAUGUUGUGGGUUGCUAUCUUGAUGUGUUACUGUCAGAAGGAAGAUCUCUUACAAAUGAACAGAUUGUUAUAUUACUUUGGGAGACAAUUGCUGAGGCAUCAGACACAACCUUGGUAACAACUGAAUGGGCCAUGUAUGAAAUUUCCAAAGAUAAUACCAGACAGGAAGUUUUAUAUGAAGAACUCCAAAGUGUGUGUGGGAUAGAGAAGAUUAAAGAGGAACAAUUAUCCCAACUUCCAUAUCUGAAUGGUGUAUUCCAUGAGACUUUGAGGAAACACAAUCCAGCUCCUCUGGUUCCAUUACGUUAUGUCCAUGAAGAUACCCAAUUAGGAGGCUAUUAUAUUCCUUCCGGAUGCGAGAUUGCUAUAAACAUCUAUGGAUGUAAUAUGAACAAAAGACAAUGGGAGAGUCCUGAAAAGUGGAUACCAGAGAGGUUUUUAGAUGAGAAAUUUAAUAUCAUUGACUUGCAAAAGACAAUGGCGUUCGGUGCAGGAAGGAGAGUUUGUGCAGGUGCUCUUCAAGCAAGUUUGAUUGCCUCCACAGCAAUUGGUAGAUUAGUACAAGAAUUUGAGUGGAGUUUAAAAGAUGAAGAGAAAGAGGAUGUCAACACCCUUGGCCUCACCUCUCAAAAGCUCCAUCCUUUACAUGCAAUCAUAAAACCCAGAGAUUAA